AUGGAGGAAAAUUCGAAUUUCGGGGAGAGACUACCGCCAACAGUGACAGGGUUAUCGCCGACUGAAGGAGUUCCGGGAACCCAAAUCACGAUUCGAGGAGAGAAUUUAGGAUGUGAUCAGAGCGAUGUGAUCAUGCUGUUCAUUUGUGGCAUCGAUAGUUUGUGGAGUAUGAAGUGGAAAUCCCCAUCAAAAAUCAUCGCCCGCGUUGGAGCCGCGUCCAGAGGUCCCGGAGAGGUCCGAAUAGUGACAAAAUCCGGUGGAAAAGGCACUUCCAACGUUAAAUUCCGCGUUUUUAUCACUCAAAUCGGUCCGUUGGAGGAAUCUGCGGUUUGGGUCGAUGAGACAAGAACGGUGCCUGGGAGAGAGGCGAUAAGGAGUGUUCCACAGAUUCAGGACGAACGAGACGCGUUGGGGCUGGUUCCGAGUCAGAAACGUAUCGAUCAAGUCAUGCUGUCCCGCGAUUUUCCAGAUUGUUCUGGAAAUUUGCGAAUGGAGAAUUUCUCGCCGCAAUGGUACCUGCUGGAGAAUCAUGCCGACGCAACAAUCGAAGAUCUCCGAACUGCCAUCAAAAACAUGGAAUUGGCGAAACAAAACGACGCGAAACGGAGUGAGGAAAUGCACAAAGCCAAUCUAUACUCCCUGAUUAAUUGUGUGGAUACGCUGGCGAAUCUGCAUCAAGCACUCGAAAAGGGACAGAAUGCCGACCAUUUCGCAGCGCUGGGCAAUAUUUCGAAAUUGAUAAAAGACUCAAAACUGAAAGCCGAAUCCGUUUUCGCAGACGUUCUGAAACGGAAAGACGACGCGGAUGCGACAAGAAACGCUCUCGGAGUGAUCGUCAGAUUCAAAUUCAUCUUUUUCCUCUCGUCGAAAAUUGAGGAGAGUAUGAAGAAGGGCGAAUAUAUUACGAUUUUGAACGAUUAUACAAGAGCCAAAUCGUUGUACGCCGACACCGAUGUUCCAUUGUUUCGAGAAUUAAUGACCGAAAUCGACGCCAAAAUGGAGGUUUUCAAAGAAGAAAUGAAGCGAAAACUGAUCGACACGCCGCUUUCAUACGAAGAACAAUCGAAACUGAUCAAAUAUCUGAAAAUUCUGGAUCCAGAAUCGGAUCCAACGUGGGACUGCAUCACCUCCUAUUACGUUUGGCUCGAGAAAAACCUGUGGGAGCUACAGGAGAAGUUUCUGGAAAAGGCGAAAAUUGAAGACGUCGAGAGUCAGCAGAGAUUCCAUCAGAAUCCAGCAUCAUCACACUUUACGAAAAGCAACGAGCUUCAGAAUUUUGUGACGACGUUGGUGGAGCUGUUGCUCAGCAAGCUGCCGUCGUUUUGGAAGUUGGCUAAUACCUACCAUGCGUCGAGUGGAUCGCCGAAUGCCAUUCAGAGAUUGGAGGAUAUCAAUGAAAUGCUAACCAAACUGAUCAACGUCUCGUCGUGGCUGGUGCUCAACGCCUUAAUCACCAAAGCCCUUCCCGACUCGGUCCUCAAUCAAUACAGUAAUCAAUUUGCCAAAUGGCCGCCCGUCUCAGCGGAUAUCAGUCGAUCCAACCUCCAACAGAGCCUCAAAACGACCCGAUCGCUGAUUGCAUCGCUGUUAGAGAAUCAAUUCAAUUUGUCGCAUAUCGCUCCGUUGGUCGAACUUUGUAUGACCGUAAGACUGAAGUUGGUCUCGGAUUUCGUCGAAUGCGGCAUUGAAAGAAUCGCUCUCCUUGCUCAUCGUAUCAACUGGAAACAGGACAUUCUGGAUCGAGCCCAACAGACAAAAACCAUUCUUCCCGAUUAUUAUGAGAAUGAGAUCUGCGAAUGCCUGUCACGUACCCGAGACGCGCUCUCCACCACCGGCUACCCGGGCGAAGCGUGCCUAUUCUCUCGCGAUCGCUUCCGUGACACCAUCAUCGACCUGUUCGUCCAUCUGAUCACAUCGAUUAAGAUCUGCUUCGAUCGGCUGUUCACCCGUCAACGACCGCAAGCGUUGGUGCUCGAUGAGAAGCCCAAAAAAGGAGGCCAGGAAAUCACGACGAAAAAGUUGCUGAUCGCAGUUGGCGAUAUCGAGUUUAUCAUCGCCAAAACUCUGAAUAAUGUGGGGAAAAAGAUGCAAGAGUGUGGUGUGAAGCAUGUCGAUCAGAUACAGGAGAAAUCGCGAGCCAAACUAUCGGCAUUCCGAACGAAAAUGAUCAAUGACUGUAUUGCAAUGAUGGGCAGUGCAUUCCAACCGCUAAUUGCAUCCGCCACCUAUGAAUAUCUACCGGAUGAUGAUGACAUUUCGGACUACGCCAAAGAGAUGAUCCUGUGCUCUGUGCUCCAACAGGCCGAACUCGAGCUCUACGCUCCUCAGCUAGCCGUCGAAUGUCUUCAACACACGGUCUCCACAGCUCUCGACGCCCUGUUAACCCAUUUUUCCCGGCUAAAUCAGGACACAUCUCCACUUAUUGUCACCCAAAUUGUGAUUGAUUUGACUGGACUAGAAGAGGCAUUGUCCAGCUAUGCCACGCUGGCGAUUCGAGUUCAGAUUAAUAGCUAUCGAGCUGGUUUGGUGGGACGAUUCGAUAAUUUACGCCUCCAACAAUGUCUGAAAAAUAUGCGAACCACAAUGCGAAUGGCUCUUCAGUCUCUCGAGCAACACGCCGACACCAUUGACGACGACGCCAACAAUACGUCGGCGAUUUGA
Messenger RNA from Caenorhabditis briggsae, 2661 nucleotides. RefSeq names its product Protein CBR-SEC-5 (gene Cbr-sec-5). The record is from RefSeq and is a predicted model, not a curated record. The transcript is spliced from 13 exons. NCBI's taxonomy places the organism in Eukaryota, Metazoa, Nematoda, Chromadorea, Rhabditida, Rhabditidae. The coding region runs from base 1 to 2661 and encodes 886 amino acids. Gene Ontology annotation, cellular component: exocyst. Gene Ontology annotation, biological process: exocytosis; Golgi to plasma membrane transport.